Molecule: messenger RNA, 5328 nt
Organism: Daktulosphaira vitifoliae (grape phylloxera)
Lineage: Eukaryota; Metazoa; Arthropoda; Insecta; Hemiptera; Phylloxeridae
Exons: 3
Coding region: 2770-5328 (852 amino acids)
Biological process (GO): DNA replication
Molecular function (GO): DNA-directed DNA polymerase activity; nucleotide binding; DNA binding
Source: RefSeq, a predicted model, not a curated record
CCACGCGCUGAUUUGAGAGAGAUUGGCCCAGCGUAAUCGACUCCGCUUAUUGUAAAGGGUUUUAUUUGUUGAACUCGAUACUGAGGCAAAUCGGCCAUUUUCGGUUGUAGGCAACGUGGUUUCGUUCGAAAACAGGCAACACAUAAUCUUAAGCGUGAUCGUAUUGCUUUUCGAGCAGAUUGUAGCAGAUCGAAAAGACGAAAAUCGGUUUAAGAGUUCAGUGAUCGACGUAACGACAUUCACCACUAGAACGGUUUGAGUUCUUUCCUCGAUGUUGCAAUUAUAGUUGUCUGAUUUAUAAGUAGCAAUUGGAGAUGAUGGCCAAUUUUUUGGAGAACUCUUUAAAAAUAAAGGACCUGACCACCACAAUGGAUGCUUGACAAGCUCUUCUGGGUAUAGCCCACGAGAAGCACAAUCUACAGGAUUUUGUUGAGUGGGAACGUAAUUCCAAAUAGAUGGUGGUGUAAGGUCUUGGAUCUGGCUGGUACGAUUUGCGACAAAAGUUUGCCAACGAUGAGGCGAAGAUUUCAGCCAAGCCAAAACAGUGGUAGAGUCUGUCCACGCAAAGAGACGGUUGACUUUGAGUCAAUCUGUUAUAGUCUCAACAACAAAGCGAAGUAGUUUCGCAGCAAGUAAUGCACCACAUAAUUCCAAGCGAGGAAUCGUAUACUUUUUAAGUGGCGCUACUUUUGAUUUUCCAAUCAGUAAUUGACAACAAAUACAAGUAGAUGUUUGAACUCGAAGAUAUACAGCAGCAGCAUAUCCCUUUUCUGAGCUAUCAGAAAAAGCAUGAAGUUGGGAAGAAAUGACUUCAUCAAGCGUUACUCGUCGAGGAAUUGCAAUACUUUCAAUUAAUUUCAAUUCAGCUAGGUAACGCGUCCACAUAAUUUCAAUUUCUGUGGGAACAGCGUCAUCCCAGUCAAUGCCUGCAGUCCAAAGUAACUGGAUCAUGUGUUUUGUCAAGAAAGUUACCGGUGAAAGCAGUCCUAAAGGGUCAAAAACUCGUGCUAUGUCUGACAGGAUUGAGCGUUUAGUCAGCUUGGUUGAUGAAGUUUGAGUAAUGAAUGAAAAACUAUCAUCUUUUGGAUUCCAUCUUAAGCCAAGUACUUUAAGAUCAGACUGUUCACUUUUAUUAAGUAACAGGGAUGGUGAUAUUGCUCUUGCAUUUUCAGAGACGGCUUGAAGGAUUUGACUACUAUUACUUGCCCAUUUUCGUAGUUCAAAAUGGGCCAGGGAACACAAUUUUAUAAGUUGUGCUUGAUAAUCUAAAGAUUCCUUUUCUGAAUUAGCUCCAGUAAUUAUGUCAUCCACAAACGUAUCAUUCAACAGUAUUUCAGCUGCCUGUGGGUAUAACUUGCCAUCAACAUUUGCUAACUCAUGAAUGGUACGCAAUGCUUGGAAAGGAGCUGCGGAUGUCCCAUACGUGACUGUACACAAUCGAUAUUCACUAAUGGGGUCAUUUUGUGAAAAACGCCAAAAAAUUCUUAAGUAGUCUCGAUCAGUCGGUUGUAUUAAUAUUUGACGGUACAUCUGUUUUACGUCUGUGAUAAACAAGUAUUUCCAAAUCCGUGCACAUAAUAAAAUAGCUUGUAUAUCAGGUUGAAGCUUAGGCCCAGUAUACAUAGAUUCAUUUAAAGACAAGCCAGCACUUGUACGUGCUGAAGCAUUAAAUACAACACGCAAUUUGGUUGUCUUACUAUCAGGUCGAAGUACACAAUGAUGAGGAAUAUAGUAUGUGUGCGCAUUUGCAAUUUCUGUUAAAGGUACAAGUUCCAUAUGACCAGUAGUUAGAUAAUCUUUCAUGAAGUCUACAUAUUGAUCACGAAGAGUCUGAUUGUUAUUCAAUCGAGCUUCUAAAAAUUUAAACCGACGUAAAGCCAUAGAUUUUGAAUCUCCUAAGAUAGGUCGAAGAGUUCUAAAUGGGAUAGUUACCAUAAACUGUCCACCUUUGAUACGAGUAGUAGUCUUUUGAUAAAUUUGUUCAGCCAUUUUAUCAUCAGGACUUAAAUGGCGAGUAAAUGGUAUUUCUUCUAAGUCCCAGAACUUUUUUAAAGUAGUAUCCAGGGUCUCCGAAACAGUAAUAUUUAAUGAAGUAAUUUCUAAUUUAUUACACUGUUCAACUGGUCCCAUUAAAGUCCAUCCAAAAAUAGUUUCCAUAGCAAUUGGUUGACCUGGUUUACCAGACAUUUUUCCAUCAAGAAAUAUUUCAGGUAAGAUGUCUGCCCCAAGUAACAAAUCAAUUGAACCAGGAACAUUGUAUAAUGGAUCAGCCAGUGAUAGGUUUUUCAAGUGUGGCCAAUUCCCAUGUAUUAAAGAAGUUUGUGGAGUAGUUCCUGUUAUAUGAGCAACAAUCAAAGCUUCUAUACACAAAGAUGGUGACUGACUAUCACGAGGUACCAAUGUAACAUUUGAUUUUCCCCGAACAGUCGCCGAAGUCUGGUUUGCAAACGUAGUAAUUUUAACACUUGAGGGACACUUUUUUAACAUUAACAAAUUGACACAAUGUUCAGUCAUAAAACUUGCUUGCGAGCCACUAUCUAAUAGGGCUCUGAAAGUUUACCGAUUGCCAUUUGCAGCCAACACAUCCAAAAGUACAGUGGACAAUAAUAUUAUUCGCUGUGGUUGACUUCUAACAACUAACGACGAAGUACUUUGUUCUUCACCAGCUGCUUUAGUGGUCGGAGAAGACGAAGACCCGAAAUGCAGCAGUGUAUGGUGAGAUCGAUUACAUGUCUGACAUUUGUUUUUAGAGGAACAUGACACAGAAGAAUGACCCAGACCGAGACAAUUAAUACAAAGAUGGUGAGAUUUUGCUAUUUGAAAACGUUCUUGGGUGAAAUCACAGCUGUUCAGCCUAUUAAAUAUAAUCUCAAAUUGGAGGCCUCUUACCAUAUACCGCGAUCAGAAGCACCGCCCGAGGACCGUGCCUUCAAGACACGGGCUAGGGCGUUGUUGUCCGACACGGAUAUUGUAGGUGCGGUCAAUGACGAUUUCGAGAUUAUGCUCGCUGAGGAAGAUGUGUACUCGGGUAGGGGUAGCGGAUUCACGAUAGCGCAUAUCGAUGGUCUCAUGCUCAGUGUAUACAAGUAUACGCCCCUCACCGGCUCAUCAUAUAUUCCGAUCCCACCUGAAAUUUUACAUAGAAAGGCAAUCAUCAAUCCGCAAAACAUCGAUCAGUCCUGUUUCAAGUGGGCCAUUUUGGCCCGACACGUUGGGGUUAAUAAUAAUACGCGUGUUAAUCAAAAAUAUUUUAACGAGGAACACAGGUAUGAUUUCACGGGGUUGACGUUCCCCACACCUAUGUCCCAAAUUAAAAUAUUUGAGCGACGAAACCCUAACGUGUCUGUCAACGUGUACGGUUUGGAACGAGACGACGUUAAGAUGAAGUGGUCGGUGUAUCCUCUAAGAGUCGCCGACCAAGAACAACAAAAUCAUUUUGACCUGUUGUACAUCGGUGACUCUGACAAGUAUCAUUACGCGUACAUUUCAAAUUUUUCGAGGCUUGUGCGCAGUCAAAAAACUAAACACAAAUGUCGCAUAUACACUUGCAGACGUUGCUUCACUAGCUUUGAUGAUCAGUCUAAAAAGCAUAUUCUUCGGGGUCAUCAAGCGUUGGAGCAACACAAGUUGAUAUGCGGCAAGAACAAGCCUAUUUUACCCGUUAUGCCGGCGGAGGGCAGUAAGGUCGAAUUUGACGCGUGGGUAAAGACUCAACGGUUACCGUUUGUCAUCUACGCCGAUUUUGAGGCCUUGCUGGAGCAAACAGACGAUCGUAUGGGUGCAUACACCAGGACUGUGCACACCCACCAUCCCAUGAGCUAUGGGUUCAUGGUGAAAACAUCGGACGAUGUGCCCUCCGAGCUCCUCGAACGCUACGGUAUACCGCAAUCACCGGUGAUAUACCGUGGGUCCGAGGAUCGCGAAGAGGUCGCCAAGGCAUUUGUGAUGGCUGUAACUGAAGUGACGCGCAACAUUUCUAAAUUGUUGCGCAAAACCAACGUUCCCAUCCGAAUGUCUAUCGAUGAUGUGCGCAGGCACGGGGAGAAAGUGGUAUGCGACUUGUGCCGCACGGCAUUCAAGGAUUCCAACCCCAAAGUCGCAGACCACUGCCAUUUAUCGGGCCGAUUCAGACAGACGUUGUGCAAUGCAUGUAACCUGAAAGUAAAGACGGUCAAUUUUGUGCCGUGCUUCUUGCACAAUCUUUCGGGUUACGACGCGCAUUUCAUCGUCACUGAAUUGGGGUACGACGACCAAAGGAUUUCGGUUAUACCGAAUUCCGAGGAGAAGUAUAUUUCGGUCACGAAACACGUGACCAAUAACUUCUCCAUACGGUUUGUCGACACCUUCCGGUUCAUGGCCUCCUCCCUGUCCACCUUGGCCGGUAACCUAAUGACACCUGUUUUCGUUAAAUUCCGGGAGACGGCGAAGGUGUUCCUCCCGGAAGACAUGCCGUUGGUAACGCGUAAGGGCGUAUACCCUUACGAGUACACUGAUAGUUGGGCUAAAUUGGUCGAAACGGUACUACCACCCCGCGACGCUUUCUAUAGUCAGUUGAAUGAGUCGAAUAUCGAUGACGACGACUAUAGACACGCCACAGAGGUGUGGAAUCGUUUCGGUUGCUCAACCCUCGGUGAGUACAGCGACCUAUACCUAAAGAUUGACGUGCUGUUGUUGGCCGACGUGUUUGAGAACUUUCGCGACAUCUGUACUACAACAUACAAUUUGGACCCGGCGCACUAUUAUACCGCACCGGGUUUUAGCUUCGAUUGUAUGUUGAAAUACACCAGGAUGAAGCUGGAGCUCUUGAACGACUACGACAUGCUACUGAUGGUGGAGCAGGGCAUUCGUGGUGGGCUGGUGCAGGCCGUCAAGCACUAUGCCAAGGCCAACAAUCCAAAGACACCUGGCUACGAUCCGACAAAACCAAACUCAUGGAUCGUGUAUCAAGAUUGCAAUAACCUUUACGGGUGGGCUAUGAGUCAGCCCAUACCGUACGGUGGCUUCCGGUGGUAUGAAGGAUCAGAUCCUCUGGCCGAUCUCCAAUUGCUUUCGGACACUGGUAAUACGGGGCGUAUAUAUGAAGUAGAUGUAUCGUAUCCAGAAGGGCUGCAUGACGAGCACAACGACUUGCCGUUCUUGCCUGUCAACGAUGUACCACCGGGUUCCAAAGNAAACGAUGUACCACCGGGUUCCAAAGAGACCAAACUCAUGGCCACUUUGAAACCCAAACAACGAUACGUCGUACACUAUGUCAACUUGAAACAGGCGAUCGCACACGGACUGCAAGUCGAUAAAAGUAAACAUCAAGUUUGUUUUUCUACAAUUUGA